AGACCAAGCCGAGGCCCAGAAGCAGCACCAAGCCCAGGCCUACAAAAGCCUAAAGCCCUAAACCUCGCAGCGGAAUUUAGUCAGUCCUCGCUUGUUUCAUUUGCGUAGAGUGGAUUUUGCAGAGUUAUUCUUUCCUGAUCGGAUCAGGGCAGAGGAACAAGAAAAUGAAUCUGUUGGGUAGAAAUGUGUUGAGAUUGAGCGCUUCGCUUCGUAAUGGUAAACCAAAUCAACAAGGCCUUCAGGUUAUUCUACGGGAAACGCCGAGGAAUUUCUCUAGUGAAACUGAAGAGCAGAAGGAGCCUUCCAUUGACCCCUUUCUUCAGCGCUCAAGCAGCGGUAUGGUCUUUGGGAGACUAGUUGGCUCUCCAAGAAACACAAUCAAGACCGAUAUUAUCAAUUUGUUGGAAGGGUGUAAUUUGACGCCAGAGGAUAUCAAAUUCGAAUACAACCGAGCUUAUGCUCCGAGUUCUGUAAUGGUGCGGUUUCCUUCUCGAGCUGGUUACGACUCUGCUAUCCGGUUGAUUGGUAGGAAGGGAAGGCUGUACAGGCUGGAUAAGGCAGAUCGUAGCCAAUGGGAGUUGCUCACAUCAUACGAUGGAAAAGUUGCAUUACUGCAAGGAAUUCCUCGCAAUGCACUUCCAGAGGAUGUAGAGCGUUUCCUGUCUGGUUGUGAUUUUGAUGCUUCGAGCAUCCAGAUGUUUCUAAGGCCAGCAUUCCCAGAUCCCAUGAGGUUGGCACUAGUGAACUUUCCUUCACAGACUCAGGCAAUGCAUGCUGCCCUUGUGAAGAACAGAAGCUUUUGUCUCAAUAAUCAAGUCGCAGUACGGGUUCUUCAAUAAGGAUGCUUGUUCUUGCUGGAUUUUCUUGGUGUGUAUUGCUAUGAACUGUAUGAUAUGGUUACAGUUCUAGGAUUACUACAAAAAUGACAUUGAAUUCAUGCCUUAAGGGGAUAUUGUUUCUCAUGUUCUCAAGCAUGUUCACUUUCCAGUUUCUCAGAAGUAUUGUUAUUGAUUUGUGACUGCAGCUUUAACAUAUAUUGGCAAAAUUUUCAUCCUUUUUUUUUUUUUUUA
Molecule: messenger RNA, 1070 nt
Organism: Macadamia integrifolia
Lineage: Eukaryota; Viridiplantae; Streptophyta; Magnoliopsida; Proteales; Proteaceae
Exons: 6
Coding region: 165-839 (224 amino acids)
Molecular function (GO): nucleic acid binding
Source: RefSeq, a predicted model, not a curated record